GUGUGUGUGUGUGUGUGUCUGCGCGCCGGAUUCCCAUCACAACCAAGAUGGCGGCGGAGCGGACAGCCGGCGCGGCUCACUGACUGGCAGACUGAAGGUUCGGUCGGACGCCUGACGGUUAGACUCUUGGGAGAGCGGGAGAAACACAACAAGAAGAGCCGCACAGGUCAGCCCUCGCAUCUCCGGUACCGACUGCGCUGUGAUGAAACAACACCGGUAGACGACAGCGGCCGAAGUUGUGCGUGUGGAGGACUAAUUUGACGUCCACAGAGCGGCGCAGUUGGCGGGGAUGGGAGAUGAUGGAGGACAAAGGCCCUCGUGUAGCCGACUACUUUGUGGUGGCCGGUUUGACGGACCCGUCCAAGCCACUGGACCAGGAGAUCCACUUUGAUGAUGCCUGCCACAAGACAGCCAAGCCAAAGGCGCCCAUCACUGAUGUGGCGGUGGUGAUUCGCUCCAUGGGAGAGGAGGUGCCACCAGGGUUCAGUUGCAUAGAGGAGACACCCACUGGCCAUUCGGCUGAUCUUAACAAUGGUGGCCUCAUGGCGCCGCAGAUCUUCCUGUGCUACCGACGGGGUCGCGACAAGCCGCCGCUCACUGACCUGGGCGUGCUGUAUGAGUGGAAGGAGCGUCUGAAGCAGGGCUGCCACCUCAUCCAGACCACACCCUCCGGUCGUCCGGCCAACAUCAGCGGCAAUUCCUCCCAGCGCAUCUACAUCACCUACCGCCGGGCGCCCGAGAGCCAGCUGCACACCGCCCUGGCCGUCACCGACAUCUGCAUCAUCAUCCCGAGCAAGGGGGAGACGCCGCCGCACACCUUCUGCAAGGUGGAGAAGAAUCUCAACAGCAGCAUGUGGGGCUCCUCUGUCUAUCUGUGUUAUAAGAAGUCUGUGGCCAAAACCAACACAAUAGCCUACAAAGCAGGUUUAUUCAGCAGAUACCCAGAGGAGGACUACGAGUCUUUCCCUCUGCCAGAGUCUGUCCCUCUCUUCUGCCUCCCCAUGGGGGCCACCAUCGAGUGCUGGCCAGCCAACACCAAAUACUCCCUCCCUGUUUUUUCCACUUUUGUCCUCACUGGAGCCUCUGGAGAGAAGGUGUACGGUGCUGCCAUUCAGUUCUAUGAGACCUACCCACAGGAGUGUCUGACUGAUCAGCAGCGCUCCCAGCUGGGACUCCUGAACCCGGGUCCUCACAAACCCUCUUCCAACGCUACGGUGACGGCCACCAGCAGCGCCACGCCCCCUCGCUCAGUCUACACCAACAAGUGCAUCUGUCUGCUCUCCCACUGGCCCUUCUUUGACGCUUUCCGCAAGUUCCUCACUUUCCUUUAUCGCUACUCCAUCUCCGGCCCUCACGCUCUGCCCAUCGAGAAGCACAUCUCUCAUUUCAUGCACAAAGUUCCCUUCCCUUCCUCUCAGAGGCCUCGCAUCCUGGUGCAGCUUUCCCCUCAUGACAGCUUGAUGUUGAGCCAGCCAGUGUCUUCUCCUUUACCGCUCAGUGGUGGUCGGUUUUCCACGCUGCUUCAGAACCUCGGACCAGAGAACGCCGUCACCUUGCUGGUGUUUGCUGUCACCGAACACAAGAUCCUGGUCCACUCGUUGAGACCAGCUGUGCUGACCAGCGUCACUGAAGCUCUGGUGUCUAUGAUCUUCCCGUUCCACUGGCCGUGCCCGUAUAUUCCUCUGUGCCCCCUGGCAUUGGCCGACGUGUUGAGCGCCCCCUGUCCAUUCAUUGUGGGAGUGGACUCCCGCUACUUUGAUCUGUACGACCCCCCACCAGACGUGAGCUGCGUUGACCUGGACACAAACACCAUCUUCCACAAUGAAGAUAAGCGAGCCCUCACAUGGAAGAUCCUGCCAAAGAAAGCCUGUAAAAACCUCAUGAAUGUGCUGAGCAGCCUCUACCAGCAGCUGGUUGACGGGCAGUACCGGCCCGACGGGCUGCUGGAGCUGAGCAUGAGUGAUACGUCAGAGCUGAGCUGUGGGAAGAGCCUCCACACGCUGGAGCUGGAGAUCCAGGAAACCUUCCUGCGCUUUAUGGCAGCCAUUUUGAAAGGCUACCGCUCAUUCUUACGACCUAUCACCCAGGCACCCUCUGAGAAAGCCACAGAUGCCAGCUCGCUUUUUGACCUGCAAGGCUUCUUGAAGAGCCGCGACCGCUCGCACCAAAAGUUCUACUCGCUGAUGACCAAAACCCAGAUGUUCAUCCGCUUCAUUGAGGAAUGCUCCUUCGUCAGCGACAAAGACGCCAGUCUGGCCUUCUUUGAUGACUGUGUGGACAAACUCUACAAUUCAGAGCGGAGUGCAGAGAGAGCAGGCAAGGUGGACAGCGACAGGCCGGAGGAGACCAGGCUGAUAGAGAUUGAUGAAUCCCAGCGCAGUGAGCACACAGUCUUUAUCACACCUCCAGAGCUGCCUCCUCUGCCUGAGGGGGAGGAACAUCCUCUGUGCUACAGGUACGAUGGUUUCCCGGUGUUAAGUCUUGACCUGUUUGACCCCGUGGAGGGCCUGCGGACCCCCUCCUCCCGCCUCGCUGCCAGGCACAGCUGUCCCACCAGCCCUGCCCCCAUGUUUAGACGCACCAAGCAGGAGAUCAAGUCAGCCCAGAAGAUAGCAAAGAAGUACUCCUCCAUCCCCCAGCUGUGGUCCAAGUGCCUGCUCCGUCACUGCUACGGCCUGUGGUUCAUCUGUCUGCCAGCGUACGUGAAGGUGUGCCACUCCAAGGUGCGGGCACUUCGCACCGCCUACGACGUCCUCAGGAAGAUGCAGGCGAAGAAGCUGCAGCCCCCUGACGAGGUCUGCUACCGGGUGCUGAUGCAGCUCUGUGGGCAGUACGGCCAGCCUGUUCUGGCUGUCAGGGUCCUCUUUGAGAUGAAAAAGGCCGGAGUCCACCCCAAUGCCAUUACUUAUGGCUACUACAACAAGGCGGUGUUGGAGAGCACGUGGCCCUCCAGCACCAGGGGAGGUUACUUCCUGUGGAUGAAGCUGAGGAACGUCGUUCUCGGGGUGGCGCAGUUCCGACGGGCGCUACGACGGCACGCUCCCCUCACCCAGAGCCCCCUGUCAGAUGGCAGCGACCUGGACGCUGUGAGUCACGGCAGCCUGGAUAGCUCUGCCGACACUAACCUGGCCGACUCCGUCAAAGUAGACCCCACUGAUGAUAGAUCUAGCACAGGAGAUCAAUCAGAUUUGGGUUAUAACUCGCUGUCCAAAGAGGAGGUUCGGAGAGGAGACCCCGGUGCACAGGACUCUGCCCCCGACAAAGACGACAAGAAGGAGAGCGACUGCAGCUCCUUGUCAGAGACAGAGAGCGCCAAAGGAAGCAAAGACUGCCUCCCUCAGCUGGACACGGAGGUCCACUCGUCCUUCAGAUCCCGAGGCAUUGUUCGCGGCAGUUGUCCGUACGACGAUUCAUCCUGUAAGCCGAAGAGCUCCAACAGCGCAGGCCAUGUUGCAGGGCUCCUCUUCACUUCCUCCCUGGAUGAGAUCGGUGAGAUCCAGAACAACAGUUUGCUCAGGAGACAUAAGAGCGCUCUGGAGGAGGUGGUGAGCAGCGUCAGCAGCGGCUCGACUCUUGACUGGCAGGGCGUGAGGGGCCGCCGGCUGAGCGGCGACACCGUGGGCAGCGGCGGCAGCGGCACCACUGUCCUUGGUCUUGGUAUGAGCCAGGGUGAGAUGGACCCAGAUAAGAUCGCAGGACACCUCGGUGCAGAUGUCAAAAUUCUCUCUGGUGCCAACUUCAGUAAGCAUCAGAGGCCUCGUUCGCUGGCUCUGGGUGGGUUGGAGGGGACGGCUGCUAAGGCAGGCACUGCCAGAAGUUGUGAUCACAAGGAGGAGGAAGAGGAGACAGAGGUGCAGGACUCUAGUGAUGAGGACAGAAGUAAUACAGAGGCCAUUUUUGAUUUGGAGGAUCUGGAUUUAGACAAACCUGCCAGCAUGGUCAGCUCUCACAGAACCAACAGAUCUCAUAAGAAGCCUGUUGAACGCAGUGCGAGCUACAGUGGCACAAACACUGAGACGCCCAGAGGAGCUGUGAAGCGCACAGGCAUUGAGACGGGCUACGACCCCCUGUCCCUGCUGGCAGCAGAGUCACAGUCGGAGCAGGGAGGCGAGGUUCGGUACUCAGAGGGGGAUGAGGCCAGCACGCCGAGUGCCCGUAGGCACCUGGCCAGGGAGAUAGAGCUCUAUAUGAACCACAUGGGCAGCCCGCUGAGCAGCCGCACACCUAGUCUGGACCUGCAGGACCCGGCUAGCCCCCUCCUCCUCCACCCCUCCUCACUCUCUGGCCCCCGCCGUGCCAGCCUGCCCUACAGCUCCCCUCUCAAGACGGAUGGAGUACCACGCUCCCGCACAUUCCACCCGCCCUCGCCCUCUGAAACCAUCUCACGCCAACGUCUGUGGUCGUCGCCUCCCUGUCGCAGCUCCAGCACCACCCCCAGCCCCAGCCCUCGACCCAGCCCGUACAGGGAGAGGACAGACAGGAUGAGUCUGGCGUCUCCUUCACCCUCCUCCUCCUCUUUCGCUCUGGACACUCUGCUCACACCAACGCUCGAUGUCUUCAAGACGAGUGUGGUCUCUGCGGGGAAGGGCGUGGCGGAGAAGGCGAGCCGCUGGUACUCCCGUUUGGCCACGUACACCACACCUACCAAGGAUGGCCACAGUGACCGCCUGAGUGUGUCCUCCCUCGGUGUUGGAGAUCCAGACUGCUCCUCCCUGCUGGAUGAGGAGGACUGUGGGGAGUCGGAGAGCUCUGUGAUCUCUCCGCAGAGGAACGGCCCCACGGGGCCCCGCAGGAGCCCCAGACGCAGCCCCCUCCGCAGCACUCUGGAGAGCCCCACCGUGGCCUCCAGCCUUGGGAGACCCACAUCCCUGCUGCCUGGAUGCGUCCUUGCACCUCCUGGCUUCCCUCUGCCGGACAAGUCAGACCUCAGCUCGUCGCGUUACACCAGCAACACCAGCAUCUUCAACAACUACGCCAUGGAGCUGCUGAUCUCCAGCUGUUCUCGCUGUAAGACGUGUGACUGCCUGGUGUACGACGAGGAGAUCAUGGCCGGCUGGACGGCAGACGACUCCAACCUGAACACCACCUGCCCCUUCUGUGGAAACCCCUUCCUGCCCUUCCUCAACGUGGAGAUCAGGGACAUGCGAGGAGCCGGCAGGCUCUUCCUGAAGGGCAGCCCGUCGGUGGAUGAGGCCACGACCUCAUCGUACUCGGCCUCCACGGGUUUGGACACGGGGACGUCCACCUUGUCCACGCCCUGUCCUACGACGGCCGUCUCCCCUCCGUCCCCUGUGGUUGGUGUCCAGGAGUGUUCAGGGAGUGGAAGGACUCGAUCAACCAGGACUCCAGGUAUCAACAUCCGGUCAGACCGCCGGCAGGGGGCGCUGUCGUCCGGUGCGCCCAUGGCCCGCAGCGUCAGCGCCUUCGGUCCUCUGGAGGAAGCAUCGCGACUCGACCGCUGCGUGCCGACGUCGGGCAGCCUGCCCAGCCGCCUCAACGAAGCCACGGACCCACUGAGCAUGGACUGGCGGCUCCACAACCCGGAGCCAGUGACGGUUCCCUACCUGAGCCCGCUGGUGCUGUGGAAGGAGCUGGAGAGUCUGUUGGAGAACGAAGGUGACCCCGUGAUCACGGAGGCCGACAUGGUGGACCAUCAUCCCAUCAUCUUCUGGAACCUGGUCUGGUACUUCAGGAGGCUGGACCUGCCCAGCAACCUGCCCGGCCUCAUCCUCACAUCCGAGCACUGCAACAGAGACUCCCAGGUUCCUCGCCACUGGAUGUCGGAGGACAGUAAACACGUGUUGAUCCAGAUCCUGUGGGACAACCUCAAGCUGCACCAGGACCCGGUCCAGCCUCUCUACAUCCUCUGGAACACAUACAAUGUGGGUUACCCUCCCUCCCGGCCGCUCUCGGAGGAGGAGAAGCCGCUCAGCGAGGAGUUACUGCAGGGCGUCGUGAAGAGCAUCCAGAGGAACGACGUCAGCCGGCCGAUGGCUCAGCUGCUGCAGCUGCUCGGCCAGACGCUCGGCGUGAGAAGGCAAAGGAGUUUGUACCGGGACAUCCUCUUCCUCUCUCUGGUGGCUCUCGGAAAAGAUAACAUCGAUAUCGACGCCUUCGAUCGUGAGUACAAGCUGGCGUACGACCGGCUGGUGCCGAGCCUGGUGAAGCUGACCCAUAACUGUGACCGUCCUCCCAGCACGGGGGUGAUGGAGUGCCGCAGGACGUUUGGAGAGCCUUACCUGUGAACGCUCACCUCCACACAGUGGGAGUCGCUCGCACCACACACUUCAUUGCUUUAAGACACGCUCAGGAACCCGGUGGGAUGACUGUGAACGUGCACUACGGUGACGUUAAACUGUGCCAGAGCUCCGACAGGUGGGACAGUUGAUGGCGGCCAUCGUCUCGUAGCAUCAAACCCCCCCCCAAAAACAAAACAAAACGUACUUAUUCUCAGCUGAGUGAUGAUGGAAACACACUCACAACGUUCAUAAACACAACUUCAUCCGGUGUCGAGUGACUCGCCUGGUUUCUUUAGAAGUCCUGUGAAAAAUGUAUUCUGUACGUACACGGCAGUAGAGGAUUUUUUUAAAAAAAGCAGCAUUUAUAUUGUAUAGACAUACAGCAUAUGAAGACUUAUGUUAGUAAUAUUUUAACUUGAGGUGUAUUUAUACAAAGCAGGCUUUAUUUAUUGUAGUGUCCUCCGUUUGUCUCGUCGUGUCACGUGUCCGCUGUUGUCUCCUCGCAGUUUAAACCAGCGCGACCCGAACGCUGCCUGCUGCAGUGUGGACUUGAUGCUUGUCCUCAGUGACGCCUGGUGUCUCUGCUUUAUGAUCGGGGGCAUCAGAAAGAGACCUUUAAAUUAGAGCUGCAGUCUGUUCGCUGUAAAAUAAUCGACCAGGUCACUGAUUUAUCAUUUCAGUCGUUAUUCAGUCAAAAGUCCACCUGUGAGCCCGGUACGGUUUGGUUUUUUGGGCCGUUUGUCAGAUAAAACAAACACAUGACAAAGACAUGACAUGUUUCAGUUAAUGAACUGACAAAGUGAUCAGCAGAUUAACCAUUACUGAAAGUGUUUCCUUGCAGCUCUAAUUUAAGUGCUUUUAAACUGCCUCUAAUGUCCGAAUAUAAAUGUCCACUUUGAUGUCAGGCUACAUUAGUGCUCUACAUUUCAUAUAAUUUUAACAUCAUUUCUGUUUACACAACAUUUUAGAAUUUUAAAUAUUUCUUCAUCUUAUGAACAAUAAUAAGUGUAGCGCUGCGCUGUUCGUCAAUCCCACCGUUACUGUUGGGAUGAAGUGAUCAUAAGUUUACAUGAAUUUGAAUAUGAGACUGGGAGAGAAGUCACUGCUGUGUGCUGCUCUGAGAGAAAGGACAAAGCCAGAUGAGAUGCCAGCACGGUCACUUUUCUGGAGGCUCACAGUGAACAAACUUGGGUACUUAAACUGCAUCAUCUGGAGGUAAAACACGAUUUGUUGGUAAUCCCUCAAUGCACAGGAACGGUGUGCAGGAAGACGUUCGGAGCAUUCCGGUAUCCGAAUCGGUUCAGCCAGCUAAAUGAUUUACAAGUGGGCGGGGCUAAUCAAAAGGUGUUCAUUUAAGCCUCAAAUUGACAGGUUGAUCAGAAGGUGCUGUAUUUAUCAACCGUAAGAAAACCAUUUAUGGAACGACAUCAGACCUGAGCUGCAGAUCAAAGUGUUUGACAGAGCACACAUUUUACUCAGAUGAUGCUAAAAAAAAAAAAGAAAAAGUUAAAAGUACAUUUCAGGAGAAAAGAAAAGCUUUGGACUGUCACUAAUUAUUUAGGCACAUCAACAUAUCUGUGGUACAAGCUGCUAACGCAGCCGCAUACUGAAUGUUCAUGCAGUCACCGGUUGACACUGAUGAGUGAUUUAAAUCUCAGGACCAGAUCAAAUGAAGGGUACAAACUCCAGCCAUGAGUGCUGAUGAGCUCUGAAUCAUUUCUGAGACUGAAGGUGACUUCUUUUCUGGUUGUUUUUGGUUUGUUUUUAUUGUCAAAUGUCUGAAGUUCUGUCAAAAGCUCACAGUGCAGCUUUGGGAAAAUGUUUAAGUUUAAAUCAGUUUCUGUUGUGUGAAAGUCACACAGCAGUUUUACCUUCAUUGUAUCAAAUUAAAACCAAAAAGAAAUCCUAAUGAUGCAGUAACAGCUGGUGGGAAGGCAUUUGUUCUAUCAGUGGGUGUUUGAGCUGCAUUGAAGCCCACUAAAGCAAAAACCUCGAGCUCAUGUCCAGUCCUGUACCCUCAUGCACCACAAGUGCAGAUAUGGCAAAAGGGUCGGGUUGUGCCAACUCAUUCAGAACCUUUCCCGGUUCAAGUCAUGGACUUUCUUGUUCUAAAAUUCAUGUGAAAACUUCUAUAAAUUCAUGGGACCUUGCACAAUCCUACAGCGCCAACCCAAAUACAUUUUUAGCUAUGAAUUUUUGGUGCGUGCAUUUUGAGGCUCUCCAGUGACUUAUUUUGAACUGGAUGGCGUUGAAAUUUGUGAUGAACAUCCAAGAAACCCUGAAAAUACUUUGCAAAAUCUAAAAAAGUAUUUUUUUUUCUACCCAAACGAAGAAUCUUUAAUGUUCAAACAUUAAUAUCACGAGUUUUUAAUUUGUUGCAACCACAUUUUGAUUCUUCAUGGAAAAACCAGAAGUCUUGUUAAAUGUAGUUGAAAAACACGUGUGAUAUUUUGGCUGUGCGUUUCCUUAAGAAGGAUUAUUUUAAUUUUCCUGAAUUCUUUGUGAGACAAUGUUAAUAUUAUUUGAAAAUUGCUAAAUCUUCAUACUUUUCAGUGGCUGUACUGUUAGUUUGUGCUACGUUGCCUUCAGGGUUUUCUGCCUUCGUUAUCUAUUCAGGGAUCAAGAAAUUUGUUGACUUGUGAUGUCUUGGUUGCACACUAGCUAACUGUGUCUGAACAAAAUGUCAGUCUGAGUUCCUGAGUUAAAUUUAAGAAAAUCCAUGACGUGAACUUGGAGGACUUUGGUCGGUUUGUGUGUGACCCACAAUUUAAACCACAUCAGUUUUGUGAUUUUAUUUUUUCUCAAACUAUUGAAGCAAUUUUGUCACUGGGAAACAGUGAAAAACAAUGCGGAAAACAAACUAAAACAAGAAGAGAGCGCAGCUCUGUGUGUUAAAAUGUCCUCUGAGGGGAUGGACUUCGGUUCCAAGUGAUACAUUAUUUUUUCACAUGCACUUUUGUUUGCUUAAGUACAGAAAGUAAAUCAGGACUUUAGUAUUGGAAAUGCAAAUCAAAAAGUCAUCUUUGUGUGUAACUUUGUAUUCUGAAUGUUUUCAUGCUUCACUUUGUCAAUGUGUUGAAAGAUUUUUCCUGUGGACACACUAAGUACAUCAACUUCACUGCAGAAUGUCGUCUCCUGCAUUUCUAAAGCUAAAGUUCGGAUUUUAUUGACAUAAAAGUGACUGAGUUGGAACAUAUUUUGUCGAGGGUCAUUCGUGAGGUCGAAUCUGGAUAGAACUGGAUUUUAACUGUGGUUUUCAUGUGUGUGUUAAUCAGAAAUGGUGGCUGACACGAUGGUUGAGGGAGGACCCUAAACUCACGAGGGUCUCAUGAAUGUCAGCCAUUCGUGUCAUUUGUGGUCAGCAAGUUGCACUUUGCCCCUGGAAAGUGAACUGGCUGUGUUCAGCUUGGCAGCAGGUCCACGACAGGACACAUCGACUAACGAUGUCAGCAGCUGGGGAAGAAAAAGCUGCCCUUCAUAUGUGGACUUCUGUUGUGUUAAAAAGUUGUACAAAUGAAUGAUUUUGCAGAAUCUGGGGCCAUGUACAUUUAAACUUGGCUUUUGUAGAAAUCACAUUUUAUAACUGUUUAUCCACACAUGUGCAAAGGUCCUUUUUAGAUGUGGUGAAGCUUCUGUACAGCGAGCAGAUCUACAGACUGUUUAACUGUAAAUAAAACCACUUACACUCUCA
Scatophagus argus is the source of this 9930-nucleotide messenger RNA. RefSeq names its product C-myc promoter-binding protein-like. Bases 297 to 6245 code for a protein of 1982 amino acids. The transcript is spliced from 33 exons. Gene Ontology annotation, molecular function: protein binding. The record is from RefSeq and is a predicted model, not a curated record. Gene Ontology annotation, cellular component: ESCRT I complex; cytoplasmic vesicle. Gene Ontology annotation, biological process: regulation of Rab protein signal transduction. Lineage: Eukaryota; Metazoa; Chordata; Actinopteri; Scatophagidae.